Plectropomus leopardus (leopard coralgrouper) is the source of this 1871-nucleotide messenger RNA. RefSeq lists its product as uncharacterized. The record is from RefSeq and is a predicted model, not a curated record. NCBI's taxonomy places the organism in Eukaryota, Metazoa, Chordata, Actinopteri, Perciformes, Serranidae.
CAGGGUAGGGGGGGGGGGUCAUUAUCCCCAUGAGGGCGGAGCAAAAGGGGAGGUGAAGGCAACGGAUGAAACAUUUGAAGCUCAUAUUGACAUGCAGCACUGAAGGCUCCUGUGAGUCCAGUCAUGGAUGGUGUGUUGGAAGGAGCGACAGUGUUGUGUGUGUGUAAACUGGCCUGCAGUCUCCUGUUCCUGCCGUCCUUGGCUGCCUCCUACAGUCUCGUCAGCUUCUGCUGCUGCUGCCUCCUGGUCUUCACCGAUUUCCUGGUCACAGUUUUUCUGAGUUUCCUUCACAUAUUUGAAUCCUGGCUGACUGAGCUGGCCCCGCUCGGUGAUGUCAUUGCCCUGCGCUUCCUGCUCUUUCUGAGCCACACAUAUGGUACCGUGUUGCUCCUGACCACACCUCUGAUUGCUGUGGAGACUCUGACCAGACUGCUGUGGCCUCACUCUGUCAUCGCUCAAAGAACAGCGAGUCAAAGACUGGGCUCUGAUGGACAACAUUGUUAUGCCGGGGAGGCAACUGUGGAAGAGCAGGGGGAGAGCAAAGACAACAAAGACAGAGAAAAGACACUGUCUCAUGCUGUCAGUUACCUCUGCUGCCUGUCAGUGUGGGUCGUCGUCGCCCUCAAUGUCAGGUGGCGAUGGAAGCGGGAGGAAGUGUGGGCUGCUGCCUGUUUGCACACAACCAACUCUCUCAUCAGAUGUUUGCCCAACCUGUUCAGCCCCAUGCCCAGCACUGUGAAUCCUUGCUGGGGCAUGGCCUUCCUCUCCUUCCUCCUGCUCCUCCUGACCACGAGCAUGGGCCUGCAUAGACGACACCGGGCCCCUGCGCAGACAACAAGAACACACAGAGAGAAACAUGGCGUUAACAAUAACUGCGACAGUUGCUUGGAAGACCUUGUUCCAGCACUGUCUCCUGCACCUUCCAAGUCUGUGAACCCUGGGAUGUCAGAGUCAGAGCCAGCACAGUGUGUUGACCCAGAGAAAACAGAGAGCAGCUGCACUGUUCACAGAGCGUAUUCCUGGAACAGGGUGCAGAUGUCGGAGCAUCACCAUGGAGACUUUGUCCUCAUCUCCCCCGAGUGCUUGUCUGUGGAGAGAGGAGGACAGGAGCAGGAGAGGACAAAGAGAGGUGUACCUCUGACAUUUAUAACGGAGGACCAUGUAGGCUCACAAUACAGGAGCCAAACUGGGUGGCGACACUGGGGCUUUCCCCGCCCAGGGGUGAAUGUAAUGAUAGGGUUCGUGAGUGUGCUCUUCAUCUUUGUGCUGCCUCUAAACCUCAGUGUGAACAUACUUCUGAUCAGGACUAUAGAGGCUCUGCUGGAGCUGUGCAUCAAAUCUUUAAUUCCAACCGCAGCCAUCACCAGUUACACAUCCACCUCUCACAAUGAAAGGCUUGUUUAAGACAAGACUAGUGAGAAGGAAAAUAGGAUGCUGAUUGGAGGCUGUUUGCAACAGGAUCAUCAGAUUGUUGUUGCACGUAUGGAGACAGCACAUCUGCUUGUCAACACUGGUUCUUAUACAAUGUAAAUAAGCAUUUCUGAGCAGCCAUUUUUGUGGGAGGAGUAAUAUGUGGAAACUGCUGAAAGGUGCUGAGGAGGCAGGUUGAGGCGUGCUCCGCAGAAAGACUCUAAACCAGACUGAAACAGACGUCUGGAAGGUCUUAUUGUAUUGUUUAGAGCCUUAAGAUCUGCAGCGAUUUGUCAUUACACAAUGGGUUAUAGAACGAACAUUUCAAACGUCAAUAAGACUAAUCCAGGGGCAAACAGUGUUUUGAAAGUAGUAAUAUGAAGUGUGCUGACGCUGCAUCUCAUAAACCUUGCAUAAAGCAAUGUAUAAAUAAAUACUGAGUGACUUGAGGGUGUAACACA